AAAUGGAGGGAGACGUCACUUUUUGAGCUCAAAUUUGGUGAAGAUCGAGACAUUUGGGAUCUGCAUUGUCUGCAACUAUUCCCCUCAGCCCAUUUCUUUAGUUUUUUUUAUCAUUUUAUUUUUUAAUCAUUGAUCCUAUUUAGCUCGUCGUUUUCCUCUUCUGCAACUUUAAUUCUGUUCAACAUCCAAAACCCUAAGCUGGGUUGUCUCUUAAAGGUCGAGUGUUAUCUACUGUUCACCUGGUCUGGUUGUUCUUGCUAGUGGGCUUUUGUUUAUACUUCGUUUCUUUUCAUUUUUGUUUUUUUUUUGGCUAUAGUUAUUUUUUAACUGAAUCUAUCCUAUCCAAUCCACCCCAUGGUAAUAUUUAGAAAGUUAAAAGGAGGGAUGAGUGUUGGUUUGGAUUUAUUGAAUAAUACCCACAUGGUUUAGAGCUUUACAACUGCAGAUACCUUUCUCCAUAAUGGUGGAUUCCCAGCUGGGUAGCUUGAAGAGCCUUAGGUGUGGAGAAUACUCCUCAACCCAUCUUUGGCUUUACUUGCUGCAUUAGGACUGGAAUGCAGAGAGMUGAAGUGGGUAGUUGAGUUUUUUAGUGGGGGAUCUGGUUUUCUGUCACUCAACUUGGGAUGGGUCGUCUUGGUUUCGUCUUCUUAAGAUCUGGUCCAUCUGGAUUGUGAAGAUUUCUUGAGGUUAUACGGCUCUGUUUCUUGGAUUUGGAACAAGUUUUUCUUUUGUGAAUCUAAUCCUCCAGAGGGGGAAAUGGCUCCGAGCUUGGAUUUUUCUGCUUGGUGGGUGAAGGAGACUCGGAAGGGAACUCCAGUUGUUGUCACAAUGGAGAACCCCAACUACUCACUUCUAGAGAUUGAUGGUCCAGAUGCUGCAUUCCGGCCGGUCGACAAGGACCGUGGUAAGAACGCGAAGCAAUUCACAUGGGUCCUUCUUCUCAAGGCCCAUCGAGCUGCUGGUUGUGUUGCCUGGCUUGCAAAUGUCCUGUGGGCGUUGCUUGGGACUAUCAAGAAAAGGUUGAUUUUCAGGCAGGGAGUCGCCAUGGAAAGAGAGAAGCUGGAGAAGGGGAGGGUGCUGUUCAGAUUCAUUCGAGGCUUCUUGGCACUCUCCUUGGCAACUCUGGCUUUCGAGGUGGUUGCUCACUUCAAUGGUUGGCAUUAUUUCCGGAGCUCUAAUUUGCACAUCCCCCAUACCUCAGAGAUCCAGGGUUGGCUACACAUGGUGUAUGUUGCCUGGUUGGAGUUCCGAGCAGACUACAUUGCACCCCUAAUUCAAACUCUUUCAAGCUUCUGUGUUGCCCUCUUCAUAAUCCAGUCUUUGGACAGGAUGAUUUUGUGUCUUGGGUGCUUCUGGAUCAAAUACAAGAAGAUUAGGCCAAGGAUUAAAGGGGAUCCAUUCAAGACAGAGGAUGUUGAGGGAUCUGGCUACGAGUACCCCAUGGUUCUUGUUCAGAUUCCAAUGUGUAAUGAGAGAGAGGUAUAUGAACAGUCUAUCUCUGCUGUCUGUCAACUUGAUUGGCCGAAAGAAUGUUUACUAAUCCAAGUUCUUGAUGACUCGGAUGAUGAGAGCAUCCAGUGGUUAAUCAAAGGGGAAAUCUCCAAGUGGAGCCAACGUGGUAUAAACAUUAUAUAUCGGCAUCGCUUGGUUAGAACUGGUUACAAAGCUGGGAACCUCAAGUCUGCAAUGAAUUGUGAUUAUGUGAAGGGGUAUGAGUUUGUUGCAAUAUUUGAUGCAGAUUUUCAACCAAAUCCAGACUUCCUUAAGAAGACAGUUCCACAUUUUAAGGACAAUCCUGAACUGGGAUUGGUUCAGGCCCGAUGGGCAUUUGUAAACAAGGAUGAGAACUUGUUGACUCGGCUUCAAAACAUUAAUCUGUGCUUCCACUUUGAGGUGGAGCAGCAGGUCAAUGGUGUAUUCUUAAACUUCUUUGGUUUCAAUGGGACAGCUGGAGUCUGGAGAAUCAAAGCGCUGGAGGAUUCUGGAGGCUGGCUUGAAAGGACGACAGUAGAGGACAUGGACAUAGCCGUCCGUGCUCAUCUAAAUGGUUGGAAAUUUAUUUUCCUUAAUGAUGUGAAGGUCCUUUGUGAAGUUCCUGAAUCCUAUGAGGCUUACAGGAAGCAGCAACAUAGAUGGCAUUCAGGUCCCAUGCAACUUUUCCGAUUGUGCCUUCCAGCUAUCAUAACUUCAAAGAUAUCAUUCUGGAAGAAAUCAAACUUAAUACUUCUAUUCUUUCUCUUGAGAAAACUUAUCCUCCCAUUCUAUUCUUUCACAUUGUUUUGCAUAAUCCUUCCUCUAACCAUGUUUGUACCUGAGGCUGAGCUACCCAUGUGGGUCAUCUGUUAUAUCCCUGUUUUCAUGUCAUUCCUCAAUAUCCUCCCGGCUCCAAAAUCAUUCCCCUUCAUUGUUCCCUACCUGCUCUUUGAGAAUACUAUGUCGGUGACCAAGUUCAAUGCCAUGAUAUCUGGAUUGUUCCAAUUGGGGAGCUCAUAUGAGUGGAUUGUCACCAAGAAGGCAGGUAGGUCAUCUGAGUCCGAUCUACUAGCUGCAGCAGAGAGGGAAUCGAAGACAAUGAGCCUCCCACAGCUCCACAGAGGAGCCUCAGAGAGUGAACUGUCUGAGCUCAAUAGAUUGAAAGAACAACAAGAAGCACCUCCCCCACCUUCUCGGAAAAAGAUGAACAAGAUUUACAGGAAAGAGCUUGCUCUAGCUUUCCUCCUACUUACAGCAUCAAUUCGCAGCCUUCUAUCAGCACAAGGGAUCCACUUUUACUUUCUACUCUUUCAAGGGAUUACCUUUCUCCUUGUAGGUCUUGAUCUAAUUGGGGAGCAAAUGAGCUAAUAAAAGACAAAUACCAAAGAAGAAAAUGUUUAGCAGAUAGAGUGGAAAAAGAAAGACCCUUCAGUCCUAGCCAUCAGUUCUGCAUUGUGGCAGGAAAAUCAUAUUGGCAGUUAUACGGAGGAAGUUACAAUCCUUUGCCUUGGUGGAUGGUGGGAGAAGUUAAGAAAGUUCCUCCAAUUCAAGUAAUGAGCUAUAUUCCUCUUAUUUAAUUUGAAGUGCCCUAAUAGGAAUUUUAUUUUUCACUUUCUCCAUGCUUCUCUCCGUCUCCAUCUUUUUUCUUUCUUUAAAUUUCAUCUGGGGUCUCUCUUCUCACAGAAGACAUUUUUCUUCAGAUCUUGAGAUUGAUGUUGUUAUAGGUAGGAUCAGUCCUUUUUUUUUUACCUAUUCUUGCUUGGGUGUGGUUUGGUAUUUGAGGUUAAGCCCAUCUUAUAUUUGAAGAAUUGAAAAGGAUGAGUGAGCAGGGCCAUUAGGGCAAUUCAAAACAUUAUACAAAGAGAUGUACAACUAUCUGUAUAUUUGCAUUAAUUCAGUUUAUUUAAAGUAAGAGAACAAAAAAUGUUCAAUGGGUC
Messenger RNA from Nelumbo nucifera (sacred lotus), 3410 nucleotides. RefSeq names its product putative xyloglucan glycosyltransferase 5. Gene Ontology annotation, cellular component: Golgi apparatus. Gene Ontology annotation, molecular function: glycosyltransferase activity. The record is from RefSeq and is a predicted model, not a curated record. NCBI's taxonomy places the organism in Eukaryota, Viridiplantae, Streptophyta, Magnoliopsida, Proteales, Nelumbonaceae.